AUGCUGCCGACCAACGGAAACCAACCACAGGAAAAUGCUCAGGAAUUCACUCAAAACCAAAUUUGUUCUGUUGAAGCGUCUCAACACAUCACUCAAUACCUUAAGUUUACACUUUCUGGUCAAUUACUUACUGAAGAGCAGAAACAAAAAGUCGAGGAAAUCUUCCACAUGCCGACACUAUCCGUGAUUCAAUACAAACAGAUUGAGGAAAUUAUAGCGAGACAAGGACAACUCAUGGCGACGUAUGCAACAGAAGCGACAGGAACGACAAUCUUCUCAAAUGUGCCGACAGCACCCUACGGAUUGAAUAGAGCACCUCUUUUCGAUAAUCAUGCACAAUUUCUGCAAUCCGGUUCUCAAGAACCAGAAACUUCCGGAUGGCAUUCACAAGAACAUGUUUCGAAACCACUUCAACACACAGAAUUGAUGCCGUCCAAUCCAGAACAAACUCACAUGCAAUUACUGUUGCAGCAGUGCAAUUACUAUUGUAAUGUUCAAGAAACUCGAUCGAAGCCAGAAGACUUCUUUUCAUCAACAGCACAUUUUGAAGUCGACCACAGAUCUACCGAUGUUGAUUCGUUGGCUCAGAAAGAAGACGUCAAUACACACGCCUACUAUUCAUUCUUCCCACCAAGCACUCCUAAUCGCAUGAAUCCGCACAGAAUCUUCGAUGAAAAUCACAUAAGGACACCAACGAGUGCUUUAAAACGAACGCGGAUAGAAGAUGACACGGAAAUUCCGAAAAAAGUCGCGAGAGCGUUGCACGAUGCGACAAUUCCUAUGAGGCUAAGAAUUCGGGAACUUUCAGAUGGAGAGGACGUUUCUGGACUAGAGGAAAACGAUAAUUAUUUGGUCACUCUUCCAGAAGAUGAUGAUACGGGAGAUUCCAAUCACUUUUGUUCUUGGACACCCGAAGACUGCACUUGUGGAGAUUCUAUGCCAUGGCUACAGUCCCAGAACUAUGAUGCAUCCGGUUUUUCUCUCUACGAUGUCUAA
Caenorhabditis briggsae is the source of this 996-nucleotide messenger RNA. The transcript has 3 exons. NCBI's taxonomy places the organism in Eukaryota, Metazoa, Nematoda, Chromadorea, Rhabditida, Rhabditidae. The coding region runs from base 1 to 996 and encodes 331 amino acids. The record is from RefSeq and is a predicted model, not a curated record.